AUGGCCCGCAGCGACGCUCCGGUGGGUCGUGAAUCGACGGCGCAGCCGACCUCUAAGGCCCGGUGGUCAUUCGACUCGCCCUCACGACCGCUGUCCAAGUACAGCAGCCUUCGCAAAGGCUCCAAAGCCUCCAGUCUGGAAAACCGUGCCAACCUGAAUGAUGCGGGGCCGGGCUCACUACAUCGAGAGUCAGCCGAGCCCCGUGCACCUCUCCCUUUCCCAGAGUAUGCGGAAUUGUCUCCCAUGGAGUCUCGAGACCAGGUCCUGCUUCUUCCGUCGAGGCGGACACCUACAACGACUGCGAGUGGAUCGGUGGAGAAAUUCGAUUCCACGUGCUAUCUGUCCAACGACUUCGCAGAGCAGUCGGAGCACCGCUCCCACAAGAGCAAGCACAUGAAGCCUAAGGUGCAUAUCAAACCGAUGCUUCGAAAACUCUCGCGCGAAGAAUCCGCCUCUCAGUCCAUUGACCUAUCUCGCUCCUCCACAGAACAGGAAGGUCUGGGAAUCUACCUCAACUUCGAACGAGAGCGGGAGCGCCGCCAGAGUGAUUCCAUAACGGGCGCAGGAUACCGCCGAGCGACGCCAGGAAUGCACAAUCGAUCGAUCAGUGGCACAUCACAGUUCUCGACCGCGACCGGGUCCAGCGGAGGAAACCCCAGUUCGCAAUUUGUCUACCCGCUCCGCCCAACUCCUCGGUCUUACAGUCCGCCACUCAACCAAUCCCACCAAACCUCCUUGCACGAAAGCGACAAUGAGAGCGACGGAACACCCGAAAGUCCGAUCAAGACUCUCCCUGAGCUAGAGUCGCAUCGGACCGGCCGGACGUCUUCCACGACAGUCCCACGACCGUCGUUACAAAUUGACGACGAUUCCUUUACUCGUCUGCCCGGCAUCUCCACGACCAACGUCUCUGGUCGACCCUCAUUUGGGUAUUCCCGUGAUAACGGAAGCACCGUGGAUACGACAUCCCCGAGCUCGCGUCCUUCUCUCGAUUUCGUGUUCCGGAACCGGACCCGAACCAGUACAGAUCCCGUCUCCCGGGCUGCAACCAUCCAGGCUGCCCGACAGGCGUUCGAGGAGAAGGAGGCCGCCAAGGCCCGUCGUCUUGAAAAACAGCAACUCAAGGCAGAAGAGCGACAGGGGCGACGCCUGGUGAAGCGUCACUCACCCGAGGGCCAGGCCACAUCCGCCCACCCUUCGACGGUCAACCUCUCAGAGAAGACCCCCGAAGCAGGUACUCCGAACAUCACCAGCAGUGAUCGGUCUUCUCCCUCGUGGAAGUCGCAAUCCAAGAGCACCUGGGUGCUUUUCAUGACUUGGCUUCGAACUCGAGUCUUCAAAUUUCGCCGAAAAAUACGAAAGAUCAACUGA
Penicillium oxalicum is the source of this 1371-nucleotide messenger RNA. RefSeq lists its product as uncharacterized. Bases 1 to 1371 code for a protein of 456 amino acids. The transcript has a single exon. NCBI's taxonomy places the organism in Eukaryota, Fungi, Ascomycota, Eurotiomycetes, Eurotiales, Aspergillaceae. The record is from RefSeq and is a predicted model, not a curated record.